AUGAGGCUUCUCACCCUAAUUUGUAUGGCUCCCCUCCACGCCACCUUUACCUUGGGAAUUAAACCCGAAGUUUUCAAGGAAACCAUGCAAGGAUCUCUCGUGCCCCUAUUAAACAAAAAUUUCGGAAUAAACUGUGAUUCCCCAACAACAUACAAGUCGAAAACUAUCAGGAUUUUGGCUAAGAAAGCAAGAAAGGACAGCCAGCAAGGACUUAGCCAUACAUUGCGAUUUAUACAUCCCAAGUAUCCCACGCUCUCUUUUUACGCCUAUCCCUUCAAACAUCAUAGAAUAACUGAAAAUGGUAAAAGUGUUACUGAUUACCUCAUUUAUAAUGAUGACUGGUUUGCUGUGGAUGGAGCGAUUCGCACUAUUGGCGACAAUUAUGAUGUGUUUAAAUUUUGUACAUUCUUACCCGGUACUUCCUUUACUAAUACUGAUGGAUCAGUAAUUACGAUUUCUCAGGAUGAAGCUAUCGCAGGCCCCGAGGCUAGGCCAAUAAAACUUCCAAUAUCAAAAGAGGCACACCCAAUGAAUGAACCAUCCCAUGAGUUAUGGGAUUCUUUUAGAGGCUUGAAAUAUCCGAUUAUCAAUGACGUUUUGAAAUCCAACGGUCUCGAUGAUUAA
Messenger RNA from Blumeria graminis f. sp. triticale, 624 nucleotides. The record is from the annotation of a GenBank genome assembly. NCBI's taxonomy places the organism in Eukaryota, Fungi, Ascomycota, Leotiomycetes, Helotiales, Erysiphaceae.